This is a messenger RNA of Rattus norvegicus (Norway rat), 2147 nucleotides long. It is a transcript of the gene Lrrc34, whose product is annotated as leucine rich repeat containing 34. Lineage: Eukaryota; Metazoa; Chordata; Mammalia; Rodentia; Muridae. Gene Ontology annotation, cellular component: cytoplasm; nucleolus; nucleus. The record is from RefSeq and is a predicted model, not a curated record.
GUCUAUCUCAGACUAGUCCGGAAGUCGCCCUCAAGGAAACUCUUCCAGUGGGCUCUACUUCACAAAAUCCUUUAAACUACUAUACACUUGGAGGUUCUACUAUCGGAUUCCGAGCUUAGCCCUCCACAAAAGGAAGCUUCUGUGGUUGCCAUGGGAGCGACUCGGGUUGCUGGACUGAUAGUGGGCCGAGCACGGUGAGGACAGAGCAGGGGCAGACUGUUGAGAAAGCCCAUCUGCGGCGGCCUUCCUCGUCAGAGGUCGAGGUCGGCAAAGCGAGCUGGGUAAGGGAUACAGGGCCCUGCGGCUCCAGGCCAAGAGAAGGACGGCGGAUCCUACCGCAAAAGCCUCAGAUCACUGGGCCUCUGAAGAUUCGGGGGCCUGCCUUUGCUCUUGGCCCCUAGAGGACAGACACCAGAAGCGCUGGUUUUCCACCAACCCCAAGAAGUUAGUAGCCUGAGCUCCGGAGUCUAUGGAGAAGCUCCAGGACCAGUAUUCUUUCCUUUGUUCAGAAAACAUACGGAAAACUAAUCCUUUAAUACUGAACAUACUCCAAAAACUGGAUGAAGAAAUCGAGAAGCGACCCAAAGAAAAAAUCACAGUAAACAUUGCUGGUAACAGUCGCUUAGAUUCAGGACAAAGGAUAACAAGCGAGGACUUCUGGCUUCUUUCCAAAGCUUUAAGAAACCAUCCGUGCAUCGGUGGUGUGGAUGUGAGGUAUAACCUCAUAGGCGAUGUCGGUGCCUACUACGCUGCGAAACUACUUCAGAAACAACCAAAUAUCACAUACUUAAACCUUAUGUUUAACGACAUUGGACCUGAAGGCGGAGAAUUGAUUGCUAAAGCACUGCAGAAAAACAAGACUCUUAAGUAUUUGCGAAUGACUGGAAAUAAAAUUGAGAACACGGGCGGCAUGCUUUUCGCUGCAAUGCUACAGAUGAACUCCUCCCUGGAGAAACUGGACCUGGGUGACUGCGACCUGGGACUGCAAAGUGUGAUAGCAUUUUCUACAGUACUAACUCAAAACAAAGCAAUCAAGGGAAUAAACCUGAACCGGCCCAUACUGUACGGAGAACAGGAAGAGUCUACAGUCCACAUCGGCCACAUGUUGAAACAAAAUCACGUCCUUGUUGAACUGCAUAUGUGCAAACAUGGUAUGAAAAAUUAUGGUAUACAACAGUUGUGCAAUGCACUGCAUUCGAAUAGCACCCUACGCUACCUUGAUGUCAGCUGCAAUAAAAUAACUCGUGAUGGAAUGGUGUUUUUGGCUGAUGUUCUAAAAAGCAAUAGUACUCUGGAAGUACUAGAUCUCUCUUUUAACAGAAUAGAAAAUGCAGGCGCAAAGUACCUCAGUGAAACUCUAACUUCCCACAACAGGAGUCUUAAAGCAUUGUCUGUAGUCAGCAACAAGAUAGAGGGAGAAGGGCUUGUUGCACUUUCCCAAUCAAUGAAUACAAACCUUGUAUUGUCCAAUAUCUACAUUUGGGGAAACAAAUUUGAUGAGGAUACCUGUGUGGCAUAUUCAAAUUUGAUAGAGAGUGGCCGAUUAAAGCCAGAGAAUACAGAUGUGGAACCGUACGUGGUGGAUGAACACAUCUACCUUUCCGAAGUCUCCAACGGCCUUAAAAGGCAUUAUUACUGGACACCGACUUACGGAGAAUGUUACGUGCCGUCAUCGUCUGCAGGCUUUGCUCUGGUUCCUGUGGGCGAGCGUCUAUAAGAAACAAGCUUGAAAACAGUUUUCACACAUUUGCCUCAACACUUUUAGAGACUAAUAUUUUGUGGACUAUUUUUCCUUUUGUAAAUUAGAACACAUUUUUAUCAAAUUAUAAAAUUUUGUGUACUUGCCUCUUGUAGAGAAAAAAAUGUGUUUCUUAACAUAGAGACUAAAAUAUCAUACCUUAACAAACCACAGAACUAUAGUAAUUCUUUUUGUAAUGAAAAAUGAACACAGAAAUGAAAGACAGUAAAGUCACGACAGAAGUCUUAACCAAAUGUUGGGGCAGAUUCGGCUCUGCCGCUGGCAGAUUUCCAGUGGCUUUUGAGAGCAGCUCACAAGUCAAAAAGUAUUCCGCACAGAUGUGCAGGCAUUACACACAGGUGUUAACAGUCUUCACAAAAACAAGAAAAUAAAGCUUCCUUGCACAGAC